Molecule: messenger RNA, 9710 nt
Organism: Haliotis rubra (blacklip abalone)
Lineage: Eukaryota; Metazoa; Mollusca; Gastropoda; Lepetellida; Haliotidae
Product: high affinity cAMP-specific 3',5'-cyclic phosphodiesterase 7A-like
Exons: 15
Coding region: 1367-3631 (754 amino acids)
Molecular function (GO): 3',5'-cyclic-AMP phosphodiesterase activity
Source: RefSeq, a predicted model, not a curated record
GCAAACAUUCAUGGCAGGAGUGGCAUAGAGAGGAGGUUUAGAGUGAGCAGACAACGGUUGACAGCAGCAGCAGCAGCAGUUGAUGCUGUGCAGCGUGUAGAAUCUCCCCAAUGUUCCUCAAUUGAUAAUGCUCAGUCAAGAUUAACGAGGGUCAAUUUGCAUGCUGGAUUAGCUGAAUGGGAUGACUUGGAUUGCAGAGUACGUCUGGUGAGGCAGCACGGCAGAGGGGAAGAGGGCCUUGGUGUGAGAAGCGUGCAGUGUGUGAGGAAGCAGACUCUCACAAUCCAUGUGACACAAGUCUCAGAGAUGACUGCGGCUUUUCUCUGUGACAAGUGAAGCAAUUAGAAGCCUCUAAGCUGUCAUUAUAGAAGAUGUCUUGAAUUUCGCAUCUGCUUCAGUCAGUGGUUUGCUAUUGCAGUGGUAUGGAGCAGGCUAGUGACGAAUAGUUUCGGAUUUAAAGCCUUACAACCCUGCUCAUGCUCACAGAAGAAUACUGACAGCUUUGUUUGAAGCAGACGGACUCUUCCUGUCUUUCUGUGUUCUUCUUACCAUCUCCUUUUGUCCUCUCUGAUACUUGAGUGCACAUGCUUCCAAUGGCGGGAAUGAGUUUUUGGGAAAAGUAAUUUUCCUGUAAAAUACAGCCUCUUCCUGGUGUAAUUGCUGUGGUGCAGUUAUUGUAGCAAUCAAAUGGUAAUUGAAGACAGUUACCGUGGCGACUUGAACAUUGCCGGAGGACAUUGUGGCAUUAUACAGUGUCAUCAACUGAAAAACAGAGGGAAUGGAGUAUUGUGGAACUUUACAAUUUAAUGUCUCCUUCAUGAAUAUUCAUUGGAAAUAUCUGUGAACUCCUAGAGGGUUGAUGGCAUGCUGUACUCAAGACUGAUUUUUCUGAAAAAAAGGGAAUUGUUUCACGGAAAACCUGUUUGUGUAGUCACCACAUUAUCGACAAACUUUGAUAUCGGACUGACAAGAGCAUCUUCAAAGACUGUCAAAAGAUUUUUAAUGUGGAAGCAUUCCUGUGAACAUCACUGCUGGCUGUUUUCUGAAUAUUGAUAAUCUUGACCUGGCCUUUUCUCAGAUGGAAAGUUGAUAUGAUUUUGUAGCAAUUGGCUGAAUAAUUGCACUGUGCUUUCACAUGUUCACCCAAAAGAAGAAUCAAUUGACUGUUUUUGUGAUAUCAACUCUGAAGAUGAGACACCUUCGGGAAAUACUAGGAAAUAAUAACUGUUCUUUUUAUUGUUGAAGUUUUAGACAAACUAUUGCUGUGAUUGCGUCAGAGUUUGAAAAAACCCUGCAAUGAUCAUUUUGACAGCCUGUCUUUUAUCUCAAAGAAAAUUCAGGCAAGCUUUGCACUGACAAGAGAAUCAUGGUGCCAUUUACGUCAUGCGUUUGCUUUUCAAGAAAUUGUGCUUCAAGACGAUGGCGUUUUGUCCGAGGAACGAUGACCCUUGACAUAGCAGAGGGUGACUCAGUAGCUGAUGAGAGACGGGGUGGAAUCUCAUUUGAUCGAUCGGACAAAAAUGCAAUAUACGUCCGGACGCUUGCUGAUGUUAAGAUGAGGGCGAAGCCUGAGAAGACAGCUCCCCUUGGGAAUGCCAAGUCAUCUAUUUUGGAGUCUGAACACAGGGUGCUGGAGAGACUUACCUUACCGGAGUAUAAGAUGAGGUUUCGAUCUCGGUUCCUAAGCCUACACAAGGUUCACCGUCGGCGCCGGCCAGUGCUGAAGGUGGUUGGACAUAACAAAGUCCUCUUGGAUUCUCACUAUGGCAACCAAGCACAGUGUUUGCUGUCAGAGUUGGGGCAUUGGGACUUCAAUGUAUUCAGCCUGGACACAUUGUCAGCGGGUCGAUCUCUCUUCCAUAUUGCAUUCCAACUUUUCCAAAAUUAUGAUCUCAUAUCGGUCUUCCAUCUAGAUGUUCUCAAGUUAAUGAGGUGUUUUACAUUACUAGAAAGUGGUUACCAUGACAACAAUUCCUACCACAAUGCUGUUCAUGCAGCAGAUGUGACACAGGCUAUGCACUGCUUCCUACAAGAACCCAAACUUCGAAACUGUGUGACUUCUCUGGAGGUAAUGGUAGCCUUCAUUGGAUCAAUGUCACAUGACUUGGAUCACCCAGGUGUCAAUAACACCUUCCUCAUCGCCACAGCCAAUCAUCUUGCUACAUUGUAUAAUAACUCAUCAGUGUUGGAGAACCAUCACUGGAGGUCUGCAGUUGGAGUCUUGCAGGAGACCAGAGUGUUUGACCAUCUACCCAGGGAUCAGUGGGAUGAUGUCGUGAAGCAGAUCAAGUCACUGAUUUUGGCAACGGAUAUCACACGCCAACAGGAAUUCCUUCUUAAAUUUAGACGGCGUCUAGAUAAUGAAGAAUUUGACUAUGUAAAUAACAGCGAUGACAGACAUUUCAUUUUACAAAUUGCCCUAAAGUGUGCAGACAUCUGCAACCCUUGUCGGAUGUGGUCUCUCAGCAAAGUGUGGAGUGAGAAGGUGGUAGAGGAAUUCUUUAAUCAAGGUGACACAGAGAAAGCUCUACACAUCCCAGUCACUCCAUUAUGCAACAGGAAGUCGAACACUGUGGCCAAGAUACAAGCAGGCUUCAUGGAGUUUGUGGUCACUCCCCUGUUCAUGGAGUGGUAUCGGUUCAUGCCAUCCGAUUUGAGUCGCAGGCUGCUGGACAAUAUAGCCAAGAACAAGAUUCGCUGGAAGAAGAUUAUUGAUGAGGAAGCUCUUCAGGUUCACGAGUCCGACAGCUCUUCUUCUAAAAACGAACAUUCAAAUGACGACCCAGAUGACAGUGAUGAAGAGGAAGAGGAGGUUGAAGAUGAUGUAUGUAGCGAAGAAAAUGAUGUUGUGGAGAACGACAUCAACCUUGCUUAUCACUAUGACUCUGAGCAGAUGAGUGAAAGUGGGCGGAGUCUGUCGCCGGUGUCGGAGGAUGUUAAUGUGAUCAUCGUUCCAGGAAGCAGGAGACACAGUAUGCCUCCUGUGUUCAUUCGAAGGGAUCUCAAUUUCUAUUUGGGAAUUCGGAGGGACAGCGGACCUAAAGUUCCCCUUCUCCGACGACAGAGUUUGCCAACUACAACGCUUUUCAAAUCUACCUCGGCAGAUAUAACUGUUUCCCCUGCUGUUGUGAAGGAAGUGCGGAGUCUUUCGAUGGAAGCACUCAUGUCUCGGCCGAAAAUCUCAAAUCUCAGUCCGAGCAUUGAAGCCAGUAGACUGGCAAGUGGGUUAGAAUACUUGAACUUUGUGCCAUUGAAAAAUCAAACUUUGGUGCUUCAGAGAGGGAGUAUAACUAAAUUUACCUCUUCCCAACGAACGAUCAAUUCCUUGUCAGAUAUUACAUUCCAGUCAAACCGCCCUCUGGAUCGUGAUGAUUUGAGACUGUACUCUGACUCACUAAAAAAUGACAGAAACCUUCCAAAUGUUGGUCUUGCAUCGAGCUGGCCGACAAUAUCGCCAAAGGCUAAGAUAAUCAGUAAGGGUAUUCCAGGAGUGAAGCUUCAAACAAACAUUUCAUUUCUUGCUCAAAAGGAGAAUGAACCAAGGGGAGACAACUGCGAUGUGAUUGCUGACAAUCCACCAAUCUGUCUUUCAGAGAAACAGCGUGAUGCAGCUCCAGGCAGGCCUCAUUAAGUCAAACAUUUCCAUGUCGUUUCUCAUCUGUUUGUCAGUUUUGCACCAUUAUGGUUGUCAGUGAACUUAAUAGAAUUAAUCAUACCGUUCUUAUGGGUAUGCUCCAACUUUUUUACAACACAUCCCUCAAUGAAUGUGUAUAUGCUGUUGCUAGGGGUGCUUUGAUAAUCCAUACAAAGAUGGAUGUUUUAUCUUUUAUAAGUAUUAGUUAUUGUUUUGCAUAAACAAACAUCGUCUCGACAUUUCAGGUGAAGCAAUGCAAUUGGUAGUGUCAUCCGUCUCUACACGUAGCUGCUACGGUAUUGCUAUACAUAGUACCAUUUCUAUAUUUUCUGAACCGUUAAUGCCAGUGUUGUACCAAAGUCAUGACAUCUUGAAGUUAUGAUAUACUGAAAUUGUAUAGAAUUUACACAUGGUAGGAUAUAUGCCGUAUUACAUACCUGCUCAGAUAACUAACCCCCCAUACAAUAUUUACACAUCCCUGGAAGUAUUGUUUAUCAUGCUGUACUAAGAUGGAAAGUUUACGUGAAUGUUCAGAUUUUCUGUAAUCACAUUGUGAAUUGUGUUGAACAGAUGCAAACUACACAUGCCAAAAUGUUCUGGAAAUAGCAUGUAAGCAAAUAUUUUUUUGGGUCAACAUUUAGUUCCCUAAUUACAGUAUUUUGUAUUUAAUGGUGAAAAUAUUCAUGGUGUUUUUCAACAUUUUGAAUUCAAUUUUGUUCAGUUUAAUUAAAGGAAAGUGUGUGGGAACUGAUCUACUGGUAUUUAAUACAGCAAGAAGCAGAAUGAGGUUAUUGAUGACUUAAAAGCAACUACAUAUGUAAGGGAAUGUGCAUGUAAAAAUUGAAGCUAAAAACAAGUAGAUCACAGACUGGUCAGAGAGGUUCCAGAUAUAUUUCUUUCAACUGGUGUGUCACGGGCACUUAUUGUGGCAAGUAUGGUAUGUUUUUGUCCCAAGGGAGAUUCUUGGCUUAGGGUUUAAUCAUUGUGAAACAAGAACAUCGAUCCACAUUAAAGUAAAAAAAACAUUAUAGAUUCUCAGGCACAGAAACAUCAGGAACUGAAAUCAUUUUCAUUUUAUUUCAAAAGACAUUGUUUAGUCAAUUGGUUUGCUUUUUUGUGUCAGUUAAUGGUCUUUAAUUCUGUAUAUAUAUAUCACUUCUGGUAUAAGCCACAUGACAUCACUUGGUUGAAAAUGGUGAUGGUAUCUACACCGAAACAUUGCACUCGCUGUAAUAGUUGUAUAUUCAAAAGAAUUAUCUCCCUUGGUUGUCAUUCAACUUCGAAAUACAGUUCGAAAAAAUGUUGGUCAUGAUUUUAUUUUUAUGCCCUUAAAUGUAAACCUGUAUCAUGAUACAGGUCUGUAAAUGAUAAUGUAAGUUUGGAAGAGGCAUGACCUGUAAUGAAAAAUGGUAUAUCAUGUGUUUUGGGGGUUUUCUUAGAAUUUUAAAUUAUUUGUUAAAGUCUGGGUAAACACUCUCAAUGACUUCACUUGAAGUUGUUUUCAUAUUAUGUGAUUGUUUUUAUAUACUGAAUCCCUAAUUCAGUAAUUUGGGCAAGUCUCGAGUAAAGUUUACUCUGAAUUAAUUGACCUGAACGUGUGUAUUUCAUGUUCGUUUGAAAAAGUUCACGACUGUUUGCUGAAUAUAAAGAUUUUGAUGUUUUCAGUGUUGUAAGAAAAAUAUCCUUAAGUAAAAAAAGUGUAUUGAACUAUGCAAAUGGUGUCUUUGUAGAGCUGUGAAGUUAUCAUUGCGUUACUGACCAGUAUGUUAUUAAUCUAUUACUACAGUCCAGCAUGCCAACCCUCGUCAGACAUCACAUAUAUUCAUUCCGCACUGGUUCAGGAUGCUCUGGCCAUGCGUCAGUAAAGGGGAUACAGUGUCCAGUAAUCCAGUAUAUAUUUAACAAAUCAUGAGUAAAUUGUGAAGAUAUUGUCCUGAGGAAUGUUGGAUAAUUUAUGGCUUGUUCAUCUGGAACCGGCAUUAUCAUCAUGUUCGAGACUUAGAUCCUUGUUUUGUCUCUGUCUAUGCUUGUGCGUUUCAAUAUGUUUAUGGUUAAGACUAGUCAAAGUUCUAACUAUCAGUAUGUUUAAUGUAAAAUUAUGUGUAUUGCUGAGAGAUCAUGCUCCUAACAACAUUUCUGUCUGUUGAAAAGUUCCAAGGAAUACUUAAUUGUACAGCAUACAGAAGUCUGAUAGGGUCUGUUGUAGUGGUACGACUUACAUAACCCUUACCACUGUGGAAGUGCUAUAGUAUAAGGGAUCUGAAGGUUACAGGAUUCUGUUGAGAUGGAAUUGAGGUUCUUGUCAAGGACUCGAGUGUCCAACCAUGGAAGAUAAGUGAGAGAAACUGUACAGUGUGUGAACCAUGUGGCAUAUUACCAUUGAAAGAUGGUAAUGGAGUCCUGGUAGGGCUGUCGACAUGUGUACUCAACUCCAAUUCUUUUCUGCCUGAUGCACACUGUGAUAUCAGUAUGUUUUUGAAAUGGAGCCCAAGGCACCAUGUUUAUGUACUGCCAGUAUGAUAGAAGUCCAACAACUGCUUCUGGAAGAAUAAUGCUGGAUGUUGUAAAAUGUGAUCUUUGCAAAGUUAUCUCCCUUUCCCACAAAGCUGAUAUGAAUUUGUGACUUCAGAAACUUUGCUUUUCUGCUUGUCCAAACCAGAAAGGACAUGGACUCUGUCCCAUCUAAGACAUGAUCCCAACAGCUAAUGCUGGAUAAUGUAAGUUACCUCCCUUUCACCUUUUUAAUUUAAAUUUGUGACUUCAGAAAACUGCCAUAAACUGCAUGUCCCAACUUGACAGACCAGGGUCUCUGUCCCAUCCAAGCCAUGGUCCCACAGGGUGAUUAUAGUGCUAUGUGUACAAGGCAAUGUUUAAGUGCUUGUGCGGACAAGACGUGAGCAGAAUCAUCAUAUUUUAGAUAUGAUCAAUAUGUUAUGUUUUAUUGUAAUAAAGAAUGAAUUGAUAUUUUCUUCGCCAACAUGCACCACCUGAUUUGUUGUUUGUUUAAUAGGUUAUGUUAAUAAUGAUGUAAUACAAAUGUAUUUCAGUCUCGGCAGACCCUCAGUAUCAUGUUAACAGUAUCUUACAUGGCGAGUGUGCUUGACAUACUUUUCAACAAGGUGCUUAUUGUAUUCAUUUCACUUGGGGAACAUGUGUUUCAGUGAACUGUUUCAAAGGAAUUGGGUUAAAUAAAGAGGUUUACAAAUAAGCAGAAUUGACCAAUCGAAAUGUAAAUUAUGUUUUUGUAUGAAAAACAGAAUUAGAAACUUUAACUAGGAUGUUUAGAAUUUUAAGCAUAAUAUCACCUAAUUGUCCUAAAUCUAUUGUAUUUAAUCUGCUGUUUAUAAUAUAUUCAGUGUAAUUGUUUGGAUGACCUCAUCUGUAAGCUGUUUGACUGUAAUAAUAUGCAGUUGAUCAUGCUUGGGUUUUCUUACUUACAAAAGUGAAUUCUUUCAAAUGUUGAACUUAACAGAACAUACUUUGGUUGGGGUGGUAGGGUAGCCUAGUGGUUAAAGUGUUAGUUCGUUUUGCCGAAGUUCUGUGUUUGAUUCUCUAUCCAGGUACAAUGUGAAGCCCAUUUCUGGUGUCCCCUGCAAUGAAAUUGCUGGAAUAUUGGUAAAGCAUUUAAUCCCAGCUCAUUCAUCCAUACUUUUGUCAUAUUUUUAAAACAACCUGGUUGACCAUUCAAAAGAAUAGGGCAAUGUAAAAAUGUACAUGUUCCAUAAAUUUUGGAAACAGGAUAUAAUCCAGAUGAGUUACCAGCAGUGGAGCUGACAUGUCUGUAACUGCUGUUAGUUAUGUAGAGGUUCACACAAGAAGUAGAAGAGUUUUCACAGAAGCAGUAGAAUGAUAGUAUAUCAAUCAGUAAUAGGGGCUGUGAGGUAGCCUAGUGGUUAAAGCGUUCGCUUGUCAUGCCGAAGACCCGGGUUCGAUUCCCCAGGUGGGUACAAUGUGUGAAGCCCAUUUCUGGUGUCCCCCGAUAUUGCUGGAAUAUUGCUAAAAGUGGCGUAAAACCUAACUCACUAAUUCAACCAGCAAUACCAGUACUUCCCAAUUCCCAGUUGAAACAACAGUUGAUUCACUCAUUACUUCUUUGGGUGAUUUAUCAAGUUUCUUAUAAGUAUUCUAUCCCAGUAAAUCUGUAAUGUAAAUGAUGAUUUGAACAGGUUUCUAUUGAGAAAGUUCAUUGAAGCACAUGGCGCCUCAGGCAAAGUCUCAGGUUGAUUUGUUGCAUUAGCUAGAUGAGGUUUCACUCCAUAGUAGACCUAUCUCGACAUCUUCCAUCAGGUCCUCUUUCCGACCUUUCCUGUCCCAUGUAAUCUCUCUCUUAAUUCAUGUCACCCUUAAUUAAUCUCACCCUUACUCUCAACCUGAAUUCAUCUCCCCUCACCUCUAAUCCAUCUCAUCUCAUCUCAACCUCACCUCACCUCACCUCACCUCACCUCACCUCAGAUUCAUGCCUGUUCUCAAACUACCACAUUGAUGUCCACUCACUUCCAAUACCACUCACGUCGUCAUAUGAGCGCAAUAUUCUCAAGCACGACGUUAACCCCAAUUUCACCUCACCUCCAAUACCACUCACUCACUUGGAACCCACCUACUCACUCACCACUGACACAGGUCCACCCCUCAACCCACAGUUAUCAUGUGUAUGUAAAUGUUUGUAAAUUGUUGAAAAUCCCCUUGAUUUUAUCGUCAUGAAAUACUGUAUUUAUGAUUUAAUACUCACAUCAUUUCUCUCAGACAGUCCAUUUUUCUGAUGUUGAAUACCUUUGACCACUGUGAAGUCAAUUCAUUCUUGUCAUUUCUCUCAUUUCCCUUUAGCUUAGUUUUAAGUUAUGUGUUGUAUCUUGGCAACUGUACACCUAGUUUUAUACUCCUGAAAAUGUCCAUUUUUAAGUACCUGGGCAUGACUAGGAUUGUGUUUUUGAUGCAUGAACCUAUGCCAGUUGUAGGAGCUAUAUCAUGCACAGCACCCCAAGUUCAACUCACAUGCAACUCUUUGUGUAGGUCGUAUUCCAUCUGAAGGAUGGAUAUCAGAACGUGUUCCAACAUCACAUUCUAUUUUCUGUCAUAAAGUUUAAUGUGAAGGAUUACCAAACAUAAAUCCUGUCAAGUUAAAUGCUCAUCUUUGUUGUAGUGGACACGUGUCAGCUGACCAAAUUGAAAACCACAUUGAUAACUCAUUCUGGUGAAUUGCACCAAGAUGGGAUUGUCAAUGCCAGUUUUCAGCCUUGAUACCAAAGGUCAAGUGAGCUAUAGGAUAAUGAAAUACCUUAUCUUCUUGCAUACUUGCAGUGUCGUCACAAUCAUCUACUAUGGGUUCCCAGAUUCAUACAUGGUUUGUGCAGGGUCUGUUGAUGACUGGUUUGAAUCUCAGAUGAAUCAACAGUCUCUGCAAGGGUCUGCUGAUCAGGGAUUGGAAGGCUGAUGAAUCCAUGGUCUGAGCAAGGGUCUGCUGAUCAUGGAUUUAAAUCCCAGGUGCAUCCAUGGUCUGUAGUUGGUUCUGCUGAUCAUGGAUUCAAAUCCCAGGUGCAACCAUGGUCUGUAGUUGGUUCUGCUGACCAUGGAUUCAAAUCCCAGGUGCAACCAUGGUCUGUGAAAGUUUUGAUGAUUCUGGGUUUGAAUCCCAGAUGAAUCCAUGGUCUGUACCAGGUUUCACUGCUCAUGGAUUCCAAUUCCCAGAUUCAUUCCAAUUGGUUUUGACUGAAGUGAUGUUUGUAAACUGACUGCAUCAGUGUGUUUCCUUCCUUGGUAAGCUGAGAAGCCAUCUUAAGAGAAUUUCAGCACCAAUGCCUGUGAAACCCACACAGAAAAAUGUAUGUUGUGUCUAGUUAAGACUUCCAUGUCAUUUAGUGUCAGUCAUGUGGGUGAUGUUAUGUUGUGUAUGGUAUGUUCAAAAUACCAAGCUAUCUUUCAUUGUAGUUCAUCUCUUCUUUUCAUGAGCAGAACUUGAUGAUGAGGGUGAUACUUUUUGCAAGAAAAUAAUUGUCACAUAUAUGCACUGUCAAUCCAUUAUACAUAGACCAUUACAUGAAUCACUCAUUUUAUUCAAGUUGAAAAUUACUCCAGAAAA